Molecule: messenger RNA, 3210 nt
Organism: Oncorhynchus gorbuscha (pink salmon)
Lineage: Eukaryota; Metazoa; Chordata; Actinopteri; Salmoniformes; Salmonidae
Product: sorting nexin-14-like
Exons: 31
Coding region: 194-3082 (962 amino acids)
Biological process (GO): autophagosome maturation
Cellular component (GO): late endosome
Molecular function (GO): phosphatidylinositol-3,5-bisphosphate binding
Source: RefSeq, a predicted model, not a curated record
UAGGAUUAAGGAAACAGUCGAUCUGUCAAGGAAAUAAACAAUACUUUCUGACAUAGUAAAUAACGCCAGCUAGCUACAAUUCAAAUUAAGACCUAGUUAGCUAUACUUUCUGAAACUGACACAAAAGUAUAACAUGGUUCGCUGUCUGAAGUAGAACUAGCUGCCUGGAUUACUCAUUUAUCCCAUUUGUAAAAUGGAAUCUAUUCGAGUUUAUCUGGAGAGCCUGAAGCAAGGACUGCAAAUUGAUGUCUUGAGGGAAGUUGGACGUCAAUAUCCUGUCUUUUGCUUUCUUCUGGUUUUCAUGCUGUCAUUAACUAUACUUCUUAAUAGGUAUCUUCACAUUUUGAUGGUGUUUUGGUCCUUCCUGGCUGGAGUGAUUACGUUCUAUUGCUCCCUCGGUCCAGAAUCACUCCUGCCCAACAUCCUGUACACCAUAAAGCCCAAGAACAAACAAGAGCAACAGGAGCUGUUUCCAUUGGGACACAGCUGUGCAGUGUGUGGGAAAGUAAAGUGCAAACGUCACAGACCAACAUUACUCCUAGAAAACUAUCAGCCAUGGUUGGACUUGAAAGUCUACUCCAAAGUGGAUGCUUCCAUGUCUGAGGUGCUCGAGUUGGUUCUGGAGAAUUUUGUAUAUCCCUGGUACCGGAACAUCACAGAUGAUGAGGCAUGUGUAGAUGAACUGAGAAUGACCUUUCGGUUCUUUGCAUCUGUGUUAGUUCGACGCGCUCAGAAGGUUGAUGUCCCCUCAGUUAUUUCUGGCAAAAUGAUGAAAGCAGCCAUGAAGCACGUUGAAAUAAUUGCAAAGGCCAAGCAAAAAGUGAAGAACACUGAGGGAUUGCAGCAGGCUGCUCUGGUUGAGUAUGGCCCUGACUUACAUUUUGCCCUGCAUAGUCGCAAAGAUGAGCUGCGUUAUCUCAGGAAGUUGACAAAGAUGCUAUUUGCCUAUCUCAUGCCUCCCAAAGCCACUGACUGCAGAUCUCUAGCUGUGCUGAUGCAAGAGAUCCUGGUAGGCUCUGUGUUCCUCCCCAUCAUGGACUUCAUGGCUGAUCCUGAUACUGUGAACCACAUGGUGCUAAUAUUCGUUGAUGACACUCCAUCUGAGCCGGCCAUGGAGCCACCAUCUAGCCUGGUUCCAUUCCUGCAGAAAUAUGCUGACCCUCGUACCAAGAAGACAUCUGUGCUGAAGCUGGAGCUGAAGGAGAUUCGGGAGCAGCAGGACCUUCUGUUCCGCUUCAUGAACUUCCUAAAGCAGGAGGGAGCCGUGCACGUGCUCCAGUUCUUACUCACCGUGGAGGAGUUCAAUGAUAAGAUCCUGUGUCCAGAGCUGAGUGAAGCUGAGCUGCAGCGUCUGCAUGGUGAGGUGCAGCACGUCUACGAGACCUACUGCUUGGAGGAGAGUAUCGACAAGAUCAGUUUUGACCGCUUCAUCGUUGAGGAAAUACGAAACAUUGCAGAGGGGCCGUACGAGGGAGUGGUGAAGCUGCAGACUAUGCGCUGCCUGUUUGAGGCCUACGAGCAUGUUCUGUCCCUGCUGGAGAGUGUCUUCACCCCCAUGUUCUGCCACAGCGAUGGGUAUUUCACACACCUGCUGAUGGGGGCAGAGUCUCCAAAAAGGGACUCCAGAAUGAACAGGAAUAGUCUGAGUGUGGAUGAUAUGAGGAACGUCUCAAAACGAGGGGAGACGUUUGGGAUCAGCCGGAUCGGCAGCAAAAUCAAAGGCGUCUUCAAGAGCACCACCAUGGAGGGGGCGAUGCUGCCGUACUCCAUGGUCGACGCUGAAGAUGAAGCGGUUGAGGAAGCAACUAUGGUGAUGGAGGAUGACUCCCAUGUGGAGGCAGUUAGUACUCCAGGUGUCCUGAGGAACUUGUCAGCCUGGAGCAUCACCAUCCCCUAUAUUGACUUCUAUGAUGACGAGGUGAAGAAGGAGAGGGUCCCCGUGUUCUGCAUCGACGUGGAACGCAAUGACAUGAAGGAAGUGGGACAUGAAACAGAGGACUGGUCCAUCUUCAGACGAUACAUGGAAUUCUACGUUCUAGAAAAUAAACUCACAGAGUUCCACGGCUCAUUUGCAGAUGCACAGCUCCCUUCGAAAAGAAUUAUAGGACCAAAGAACUAUGAGUUCCUAUCAUCAAAGAGGGAAGAAUUUGAGGAGUAUUUGCAGAGACUGCUGCAGCACCCAGAGUUGAGUAACAGUCAGCUGUUGGCAGACUUCCUGUCACCUCACAGCAUGGAGACUCAGUUCAUGGACAAGAUGAUGCCUGAUGUAAACCUGGGUAAAAUAUUCAGGUCUGUCCCUGGAAAAAUUAUAAAAGAGAAAGGACAGAACCUAGAGCCUUUCAUCCAGUCCUUCUUCAACUCUUGUGAAUCUCCCAAAGUCAAACCCAGCAGGCCUGAGCUGACCACCCUCAGCUCUACUGCUGAGUACAAGUCCCCAGAGUCUACAACACCACUAAGCAAGAGGCACCACCAAGCAAGCAGCACUAUGACGACCAAGGAGCUCUCCAAACAGCUCUCCAAUGACCUCUACAAAAACAAUACUAAACUGUUUGAGACCCUGGAGACACAUAACCGGAACUACUUUAUGGAGAUGAUCUCGGUAGAAGGGAUGUAUGACUACAUGAUGUUUAUGGGUCGAGUCGUGUUCCAUAUGCCAGACUGGUUGCAUCACAUCCUGUCAGGGGGGCGGAUCUUGCUCAAGAACACAUUUGAGGCCUACAUGGAUAGCUACAUUCAACACAAACUAGAGAUGAUCCUGCAGGAGCACCGUGUGGUGUCUCUCGUCACCAUGCUCAGAGAUGCUGUGUUCUGCGAGAACAGUGAGGAACGCACCACAGGAGACAAGCAGAGAAGAGCCAAGAAGGCAUUUGAAGAGAUGAUGAAUUAUCUGCCAGACUUUAUGGAAAAGUGCAUUGGACAGGAGGCCAAGUACGAGGGCAUCCGACUUCUCUUUGACGGCUUCCAGCAGCCACUUCUCAACAAGCAGAUGACUUACGUUCUGAUGGAUAUUGCUGUCGAAGAACUGUUUCCAGAACUCGGCAAGAAGGGACAAGGGGAGCCGUCGGCAGACAGUAACCAGUGAAUUUAGAAAACAGCUUGCUUCCUUUUCCUGGAGCCAAAGUGCAAUACAGCAAAUUCCAAUGUCUCUGUGAGCAUAUCAACAUUCCAAUGUAUAAUAAUGCAUUAAUAAAAAUAUAUUUAUAGAUUUUA